UGCCCGCAAGGGCGUAUUCGGCAAACUUGGACGAAGCUCAAGCAAUCACGAGAGCCAGACGCCAAUAUCGAACGAGCCCUACGUGUGCAAAAUCAUUCACAAGCCAUUGAUUGAGCAGACGAGGCUGACACGAAUAUCGACCCGCCUGGAACAGUCACGCGACAAGACUGAGUUCUGGAUGCCAGCUCUGCCUUGGCGGUGCAUAGAGUAGCUAUCUGAACAUGCGGGGCUGUGAAGAGGAAGGCUUGUACCGCGUCCCAGGGUCAGCCCAGCAGGUCCGAUACUACGAACGCAAAUUCGAUGAAGACCGAGACAUCGAUUUGAUCAGCGAUCCCAACCUGAACGACCCAAACGUCAUCGGUUCACUUUUCAAGAACUGGCUCCGACAACUGCCAGAUGAAAUCUUUCCAAAAGCAGUCCAGACGGCAAUUCAGCAAGAAUGCCAGGGCGCCAAGACGACGCCGCAAAUGCUUAAGGAUGAGCUCUCGAAGCUCCCACCAUUCAACUACUACCUAUUGUUCGCGAUUACCUGCCACAUUAGCCUGUUGCACUCAUGCUCCGAAUUCAACAAGAUGAACUACAACAACCUGUGCAUCUGCUUCCAGCCGGCAAUCAAGAUCGACGCCUUCUGCUUCCAAUUCCUCAUUCUGGACUGGCGAAACUGUUGGCAGGGUUGUUGGACUGAGAAGGAUUUUUUGACCGACGAAAUCAACUUCCUGCACCAUGUAGAAGAAGUUGAGUCCCAGCAGCAGCAACAGCAGGAACAACAACAGCAACAGCAACAACAAAAGCAGCAGCAGCACCUACAGCAACAACAGACUCCAUCCAGAAACGGCCCACCUCAAAGCGCUGGGAGAAGCAAAGGCACGAACUCGCCCCAGGUGCCGCCUCCGAAGAAGCCGGCGACGAUGCGGAGUCAGUCUACUGACCAUGUCAAGUCAUCCUCGCGAGGACUUUCAUCUGAGAGGAAUGGACGUGCUACACCGCCGAACCCUUCACUGGUCUUGUCGGAACCCUCAAGCAACCCUGUUCUACGUAUGCGGGGCGGCGGCUAUAGCGAGCGCGAGACGUCGCCUGAGCGAGUCACGUCGUCUUCAGACAGUCGAGAGGGGGUUCACCAUGUGAGAAGCACACCGCGUGCGCCCCCUUCGGUCAGCACCGAAGCGUCCUCAAUCGAUCUAGAUGAGAAUGCCACACCGACUCAAGCACAACAUAGUCGCGGGCCAUCUGAAUCGACGCAAUUUCGAUUGGACCUGCGCGAUCCACCGGGCUCCCCCUUCAACAUCAAAUUUUGACGCGCAAGCUGAGAAGACAGCGGACCAUGUGUUGAGCGCCUCUGGAUGAGGUGACUAUAGAAGAAGGGUUGGAUUUGACUGCUUGGUUUACGCAUGUUCGCUUCGUCCCGUGUGGGCUGCCACGAGGUCGCGAUACCCGUCGUUUGACCACUCUGAGCUCGUG
Molecule: messenger RNA, 1458 nt
Organism: Alternaria rosae
Lineage: Eukaryota; Fungi; Ascomycota; Dothideomycetes; Pleosporales; Pleosporaceae
Product: Rho GTPase activation protein
Exons: 3
Coding region: 222-1295 (357 amino acids)
Biological process (GO): signal transduction; regulation of GTPase activity
Cellular component (GO): cytoplasm
Source: RefSeq, a predicted model, not a curated record